CCGGGGCGCGCACGUACUAGUCGCUCUGCCGCAGCCAACCGCGUAGCCAGCCGGUGGCGCAGGUGUCUGGGGACCCCGAGCGCCUAGCCUGGGAGCAUGAUCGUGGACAAGCUGCUGGACGACAGCCGCGGCGGAGAGGGGCUGCUGGACGCGGCCGGCGACUGCGGCCUCAUGACCAGCCCGCUCAACCUCGCUUACUUCUACGGAGCCUCGCCUCCCUCCGCCCCCGGCGCCGGCGACACCGGUUACCUGUCCGCGGUUCCCUCCGCGCCCGGCUCGCCCGGCUCCGACUCUUCCGAUUUCUCCUCCACUUCCUCGGUGUCCUCCUGCGGGGCCGUGGAGUCCCGUCCGAGAGGUGGCGCCCGCGCCGAGCGCCCGCAAGUUGAGCCCCAUAUGGGGGUGGGCAGGCAGCAGAGAGGCCCCUUUCAAGGUGUUCGAGUGAAGAACUCGGUGAAAGAGCUACUGCUGCAUAUCCGAAGUAAUAAACAGAAGACUUCCGGCCAAGCGGUGGACGAGUUUAAGACCCAGAGUGUGAACAUUGAGCAACUGACAGACCUGAAGAGUGCAGUGUCUGCAGUGGGGAAAAGAAAGGGACCUGACCCUCUGGCCGAUGGACCAGUUUGCAAGAGGCCAGCUCUGUUGCCCACUCGGUUUGUGACAUCACCACAAACAUCUCCACGUGGGGAGAGCAUGGAAGAUGUUCGCCACAGUGAAUCCAAACUGGAGAGCAGUGCUGCUCUGCUCCAGAAUAUUAUAAACAUCAAGAACGAGUGCAACCCGGUCUCACUAAACACUGUCCAGGUUAGCUGGAUGAGCCCCGUGGUCCCCCAGAACUCCCCAAGAGACCAACGCCAGGAUUUCCAUGGAGGCCAGUCCUUCUCUCCACCUCAGAAAUACCAACCGUUCCAAGUCGGUGGCUCUCCACAGAUGAUGGAGCAGGCUUCUAUGUUCCAGUAUUCACCACAAGGGCAGAACAUGCAGCAGCCACAGCCACUGCCACCGCAGCAGCAGCAGCAGCAGCAGCAGCAGCAGCAGCAGCAGCAGCAACAGCAGCAGCAGCAGCAGCAACAGAAUUAUCCCCACAACCCACCCCUGCAGUUCAGUCCUUAUUCCAGAAUAUCCCAGUCCCCCAAGUAUGAUUCGAACCUCUUUGAUAAUCAAGACUCACAGUUCUGCACGAGCCAGAGUUUUGUGUCCCUACUGACUGGCCAAGGGGAAUCGGAGACCAUGGCCGUUCCCGUCCAGGCUUCCCACAGCGUUCCACCACAAAAUGAGACUCAGCUGCAGAACUUCAGCCUGAUGCCAAGCAGUGCCUGCGAGGCCGUCGGGGCGCACGAUGCUGGCUCCCACUCUUUAGGUGGUUCCCUGUCGCUCCAGAACAUCAUGGGUGGCCCGAUGAGCACCACACAGCUAGGGAAGUCAUUUUUCCAGUGGCAGGUGGAGCAGGAAGAAAGCAAACUGGCAAAUAUUUCCCAGGAACAGUUCCUCUCUAGGGAUGGAGAUGGUGACACGUUUCUCCAUAUUGCUGUUGCCCAAGGAAGACGGGCACUUUCCUAUGUUCUUGCAAGAAAAAUGAAUGCUCUCCACAUGCUGGAUGUUAAGGAGCACAACGGACAGAGUGCCUUUCAGGUGGCUGUCGCUGCCAAUCAGCACCUCAUUGUGCAAGACCUGGUGAACCUUGGUGCCCAGGUGAACACCACAGACUGCUGGGGAAGGACACCUCUGCAUGUCUGUGCAGAGAAGGGCCACUCCCAGGUGCUCCAGGCAAUCCAGAAGGGAGCAGUGAGGAGCAAUCAGUUUGUGGAUCUGGAGGCAACGAACUAUGAUGGCCUGACUCCCCUCCACUGUGCGGUCCUGGCUCACAAUGCCGUGGUGCACGACCUGCAGAGAAGCCAGCAGCCUCAUUCGCCCGAGGUGCAGGAUCUCUUACUGAAGAAUAAGAGCUUGGUUGACACCAUUAAGUGUCUGAUUCAGAUGGGAGCAGCCGUGGAGGCAAAGGAUCGUAAAAGUGGCCGCACGGCCCUGCAUUUGGCAGCGGAGGAAGCAAAUCUGGAACUCAUUCGCCUCUUUUUGGAGUUGCCGAGUUGCCUGUCUUUCGUGAAUGCAAAGGCUUACAAUGGAAACACCGCCCUCCAUGUUGCUGCCAGCCUGCAGUAUCGGGUGACACAGUUGGAUGCAGUCCGUCUGUUGAUGAGGAAGGGAGCCGACCCCAGUACUCGGAACUUGGAGAAUGAACAGCCGGUGCAUUUGGUCCCCGAUGGCCCUGUGGGAGAACAGAUCCGACGUAUCCUGAAGGGGAAGUCCAUUCAGCAGCGAGUACCACCAUACUAGCUUCAUUUGGCAUGGAGCCUGGUUCAGCGACACUCACUGUCAGUUAGGCAGUCCUGAUGUAUCUGUACAUAGACCAUUUGCCCUGUAUUGGCAAAUGUAAGUUGUUUCUAUGAAACAAACCCAUUUAGUUCACUAUUAUAUAGUGGAUUAUAUUAAAAGAAAAGAAGACAGAUAUCUAAUUUUCUUGGCAGAUUUGCAUAUUUCAUACCCAGGUAUCUGGGAAUCUAUAUAUCUGAAUUUGAUCUUGAAUGGUAAAAUUGCCUUCAAUAAACAGUAGCUUUCUGGGUAGGAAAAAGACUCAUGGGAAAAGACUUGAUUUGUGGCAUAAAGCAUUGCUCACGGAGUGAUCGCCAGUGAUUCAAAUUAGGUGGGCUUGAAACAUGAAAUGAAAAAUGAAAGCAUUUGAAAGGGGACAAAAAAUUUGGAUGUACCAUCGAUGGUUCUUUGGUCUGAUGCACAACCUGGUGGUUAAUGCUCUCACUGUUUCACUAGGUGAGGGAAGCCUCUUGUUAGGAUGUGAUCUUUGAAGCUGUAUAUAAUAAUUUUUACCUUUUAAAAUGUUGUACAUACUUGUUAACACGGACGUUUGAAGUGUGUAGAUCAAUAAAAUAGCUAGUGAAUUGUUACCACUUUAAAGAUUAGGCACCCUCAAAGCAACUUUUAUUGUAUAAUCGGCCAACUCUAGUUUUCACAGAUAAAGCAAAUGGGGAAGUGGGUCCCAAAGUUGCUCUGGUUGCAAAUGGGCGUCUCUUGCAUUGGAAACAGACACAUUUGUAGGUCUCUGCAUAUGCUUGAAGAGACUUUUUUUUAUGAAUCACCUGUUAGAUUUAUAUGAUUUACAUAAGUUGUUGAAGUUUCUGUUUCUCCUUACUAGAAACUAUAAAAGUUCAACAUUGAAGCAUCGUUUUCUAUUGUCAAAUAGUAAUAAUGUGCUGUGAUGUUUAUACAAUUCAUGAAGAUGUUUUACUUUUUAGUGCAAUGUUAGUUCUUUUGACAUUUUGCUUAAAUUUGAUAUGCCCGGCAAGGAUAUAUUUAGCUUGGAUUAUACAAUGAUUCUUUGUGACAAAUAUGACCCAUUAAAAAUGAUGCCUUUUAAUGGACUAACUUACCUUUUAGCUAAGUACUCAUGUUCUUUUUUAAAAGAUGCCCUUUGGAUUGGAUUGAUCAUGUUGUUUAUAUUGAUCAUGUUGUUUAAGUUAGUGUAUUUUAUGGACAGUCAUUUGUCAUCUCGGAGGUGGAAUGAACCCAAUCCACAUACUGACAAACUCAUGCAUAGUUUUAAAUGAACAUUAAUAAACUCAUGUUGUCUUAGAA
Molecule: messenger RNA, 3645 nt
Organism: Rattus rattus (black rat)
Lineage: Eukaryota; Metazoa; Chordata; Mammalia; Rodentia; Muridae
Gene: Nfkbiz
Product: NFKB inhibitor zeta
Exons: 12
Coding region: 97-2331 (744 amino acids)
Biological process (GO): regulation of gene expression
Cellular component (GO): nucleus
Molecular function (GO): POU domain binding; DNA binding
Source: RefSeq, a predicted model, not a curated record